ACUGGGCAAGACAUCUCCAUCAGGUCCAGGGGCAACUUCCUCUCAGCACAGCAGGCUGUGACUUCACCUCUUCCAGCAUGGGUCAUCAUUUGCCUCAGCUGCAUGACUAGACACUUCUUUCUCACUGGUCCCUGGUGAAGACAAGCGGAGCUAGGCCAGUAAUGACCGUGGUCCAGCAUGCCUUCCAGCCAGGGCCUCUAUUUACCCUUCCCCCGACAGGGCUGAAGAGCGAGCCCUACGAGAAGCUCUUCUCUACAGCAGAAGUCAGAUCUGUCAGAGCUGGGGCAGGGGAUAGAGCAUGAACCUGAGUCCGUAAGAAAUAAGUGGUUUCCAGGUGUGUGUGCUAGAGUUCCCCUCCCUGACACGUUCCCUGUAGGCUGACUAUGGCUCAGGCAGACUGAGAUUGCUGGAGCCGUGCAGGCUACUUGGAGAAGACAGAGGAGGGCCUGGCAGGGCUCUGUGGACCUGAAUGUCUGUCCUCGGUAUUUGUCCUUCCCUCUCCUCCUCUGUCCUUCCCUUUCCGUCUUUUUAAACAAGAGUCUGACUUGGUCAAACUCAUGGCAGUGUCUCGGUGCAGGAUUAUAGCUCACACCUGCCUGGCUCCUGUCCUUUUGUUGUGUGGACUAUUCCUAGCAGGGGUGCUCCUUGACAGUGGAGUGCACUGUCUGUACCUGUUCUUAACCUGACGUGCUUGCCAUGUGAUUCUGAAAACCACCAGCCCAGGCCCUGAGCUGGGGCAGCAGAAAGUAAGGCUUGUCAGUUUGUCCACUCUAGAACCUGUGGCCUCUGCUUAGCCUGACAAGCAUCCUGGGUGUCUGCACUGUAGCAGGCUUUGGUGCCAUGCAACAGAGUUCGAGCCCUGCAGUUGGUGACUACCAGAGGAAAUCCGUGUACCUACUACGCUGGGAUCUUGGAGAUGGAGGCAGUAUUUGGCAGCAGUGGCAAGCAUCUCCUGCAGUGAUGGCAAAGGAGGGCAAAGCCUGCCAGCAGGCUGGGAAGCUCCAGAACUGUAGCAGUUCUGUCAUUUUAGAGCCGGAUAGAGACCCCCGCCACCAGGCUACACCCCCAGCCCGCAGCCAUCAGUGUCCAGUCAGCAGCCUGGGUAGGGGAGGCUGUGUGCGGAAGGUGGCUUGUAUGGGGUCUUGGUGGAGCCCAACACUGAAGUGCUGCGUUGUGGGGGCAUAAGGAGUGGGUGGCAUGAUGUCAGGGAAGGUUUGGCAGAGCAUUGUGCUUGGCAUGGUGCCCCGGGAGGAAAGGGGCUGUUGACUGUCUCUCUAGCACUUCGUGGUGAAUGGGUUGGUGGGCGGAGAUGAGAGUGGUCCUGACAUUGGGCGUGACAUGGGAGAGGCUCAACCAAGGCAGUGGGGCAAAGGAUGGAUGACCCCAGCAGACCACGGGGACUGUGUGGGUAGGGAGGACUACGGUGGCCUCUAGGAGUCAAGAGUUGGAUAGUGGAUGGAGUCCUGGCAGGGACGUGUGGGACAGGAGGCUUCCCCGGGACGCGAAAGUCAAGUGCUGAUGCCGAACCCUGGAACUAUGUCCUUUGUGAGGUAGCCCUGAGAACUGGCACCAGGUUCUGUCCUGGGGGAGGGGCAGGCAGAAGUCACAGCAGGGACUAUAGGAGAUGGUUCUCGCCAUGCUUGGGGCUCUGUACCCCAGGGCUGGGCUCAGUCUCUUCCUUUUUUACCUCAUCCUGGCAGGCGCACUUCUUCGACCUCAGCCCCAGAGGUCUCAGCGAUCUGUUCCUGAGGAAUUCUCAGCCCCGCUGGAGCUCCCACAGCCGCUCUCAGGCCUGAUGGAUGACUACGGGGUCAGACCCAAGCACCCGUGGCCAGGAGGGGCCCGACCCCUUCUCUCUCAGGCCCAACAGCGCAAGCGAGACGGGCCCAACAUGGCUGACUAUUACUAUGACGUGAAUCUGUGAUGGGAACCCCACAUAAAGCUAUUCUGGUCAGCAAA
Meriones unguiculatus (Mongolian gerbil) is the source of this 1959-nucleotide messenger RNA. RefSeq names its product Frey regulator of sperm-oocyte fusion 1 (gene Frey1). The record is from RefSeq and is a predicted model, not a curated record. The coding region runs from base 1625 to 1924 and encodes 99 amino acids. NCBI's taxonomy places the organism in Eukaryota, Metazoa, Chordata, Mammalia, Rodentia, Muridae. The transcript is spliced from 3 exons.